This is a messenger RNA of Aedes aegypti (yellow fever mosquito), 1041 nucleotides long. RefSeq lists its product as uncharacterized. The record is from RefSeq and is a predicted model, not a curated record. Lineage: Eukaryota; Metazoa; Arthropoda; Insecta; Diptera; Culicidae. The coding region runs from base 26 to 994 and encodes 322 amino acids. The transcript has 2 exons.
UUGUCGCUACCUUGCAAAUGUGAAGAUGCGGUUUUUGAAAACAGUAGCAGUUUUGGUUCCAUUGUGGUUAGCGGUAUCUGGCGAAAUAGUUCAACCGGAGUUACAAUUGCAUCCAGCAACACCCAGGAGAGGUCGAUUUCUGGGAUUGCUUGGGUUGCUUACUGGACUAUCGUUGGUCGAUUCCUUCGAAGAUAGUGAUACGAGAAUCAGACCUCCGGCUGGAAUAGUCAAGAUCAACAUUGGAAGGCCUCUGAUGGAAUCCUUGUAUCAGUAUGCUUAUAACCCGUAUUACUACGGAGCAGUUCCGACGAUCAAUAUCAAAAUUCCCCUUCGACCGGACAGCGAUCUUGAUGGCGGUGGAUUUGGAGGUGUGGGUUUUGGUGGAUUAGGUGCUACCUCGGUCACAGGAGUAGGGGUAAUUGGUGGUCAUCCAGGACAGUUUGGAACUCAUGCAACGACAAACCUGAUUGAGCCACGACCAACUUUCUCGGAUCCAGCGGAAUCGCCAUCCAUCGAAUCUGCCGAGGAAACAUCGAAAAAAUCUAAACACACGAAGAAAUUGAAGCGAACGAAGAUCUCCUCCCCUCGCAUCAUUCGAAGCACAUUGAGAAAUGAAAUACCCGAAAGCCUAUCUGAUGCAGAAGGCAGCCCUGCUGAAGUUACCACGCCAUCAGUCCUUAUUCCUACACCUAACCAGGAACUUCAUGACAAAUCUACCGAAGAGCCGUUGAUGCUGCAUGCCACAGCGAUUCCAGUCAUCGAGGAAAAUACCAUUACAACGCAAGGUCCAUUCCUGUCCAACCCAUCAGCUGACUUCCCACAGCCUAUCCCGCAGUCGUAUUUCCCCCAAGGGGACAGUCUUCAAGAUCCGUCCCAAAUCAGUCUAACGACGAUUGAACCCUUAGUUGAUCCGUUCAGAGCUAGCCGAGUUGAUCGAUGGCAGAACUAUUACGCCAUCAGCCCGGAUGAGUUUCGACCCAUCGCUAGUGUUUAGAAUCAUUUUCUUUUCAGUUGAAAUAAAUUCAACCCUCUAAAAUCCAA